Messenger RNA from Impatiens glandulifera, 536 nucleotides. RefSeq names its product pupal cuticle protein G1A-like. The transcript is spliced from 3 exons. The record is from RefSeq and is a predicted model, not a curated record. NCBI's taxonomy places the organism in Eukaryota, Viridiplantae, Streptophyta, Magnoliopsida, Ericales, Balsaminaceae. Bases 52 to 435 code for a protein of 127 amino acids.
CCAAAACAAAAAUUUAAGCUUUUAUCUCUCUCUCUCUUCCUAAGAAAGAAAAUGUCUUGCAACUUCGGUGAAAAGAAGAUGUACCUUGAUGUGCCGAUUCCAACCGACGUGGCUAUAGCUACUCCAGCCAAAGUUUCAUGCAUGUAUAGUUUUAAGUCUCGUAUGGCAACAAACAAAUAUCUAUGCAAACAUGGUGGGGGAGCUGAGGAAGGCUCCAUGGCUCAUGCAGCUGCUGAGGGUUUUAUGGCUCAUGCAGCUGCGGCGGAGGGUUACAUGGCUCAUGCAGCUGCGGCUGAGGGUUACAUGGCUCAUGCAGCUGCGGCGGAGGGUUACAUGGCUCAUGCAGCUGCGGCUGAGGGUUACAUGGCUCAUGCAGCUGCGGCGGAGGGCUUCAUGGCUCAUGCAGCUGCGGAGAGAGCUGCAAUUAUGUAUUAAUCAGCUUUGAUUAAUUAUUAAAUCCUCGUAUUAAUUAAGAUCAAAUAUGUUUAUGUGCUUUGUGUUGUAUAUAUAUAUAUAGUGUGUUUCUUAUUUCUUAU